AUGGCAGGCUCUCCAGCACUGCUCUGGCUAGCUGACCCAUUGCUGCAGGCAACAAGGGGGCAGUGCCAGUUCUCCCACUCACAUGCCCUCAAGGCCAGCUCACCCUCACUGACACCACCAGGGCCAGCUCUACUGUGCUGCUCAGUUGAGGUGCAGAGUCCGCUCUCCCAAACGCUGCAGCUGGUGAAGGGCAGGAAUGCCAUAAUUAAUGGGAGAGACACAGUGAUCCACCUGAGCCAACAGGAGAGGGUCAGCAGUGAGUCCCAGAUGUUAAUCAUGGUGCAGGUGAUUAACAACAUGGAUGAAUUGAAAGAGUUGUUACGGGCUGCUGAGAGCAGGCUUGUGGUGGUGGAGUUCUCAGCAAGGUGGUGUGGCCCCUGCAAAAGGGUUGGCCCCAUUUUCCAGGCAAUGUCUUUAAAAUACCAAAACGUCAUGUUUGCCAAUGUGGAUGUGGAUGCAUCGAAGGAAUUGACUCAACUUUGUCACAUCAAAGCCGUACCCACAUUUCAGAUGUUCAAGCACACCAAAAAGGCGCUAAGUCAAAGUAUUUGCUUUUGCUGCUACUGGAUUUACAUUGGAGAAGUACAGGACAGUAGCUACGGCAUAGUUCCCCGCCACAUGGGACCUGAUAAUGAAGCCGCCAUGCAGAGGGAAGCAGAAUCCAGCUGA
Messenger RNA from Arvicola amphibius (Eurasian water vole), 669 nucleotides. Its product is annotated as thioredoxin domain-containing protein 2-like. The transcript has 6 exons. The record is from RefSeq and is a predicted model, not a curated record. NCBI's taxonomy places the organism in Eukaryota, Metazoa, Chordata, Mammalia, Rodentia, Cricetidae. Bases 1 to 669 code for a protein of 222 amino acids.